AACAAACUGAUAUAAAUUACCACCACCAUAGCCAUCUUCUCUGCAAUUGCUCCACUCUCUUCGAUCAGGUUUGUCGAUAUAUUUAUCGGUCAAUAUUGUUGAAUUUGACUAUCUGCAUAUUCCGAUCACCUUCCAUGGCGGCAUCGCUGAUCUCAAACGUCGACGGAAGCCUCGACGCGUCGUUGAUAGAGUCGUCUCGCAAAAAGCGGAGGAAAAUCGGAGCCGUCGAAUCGGAUCGGAAUCCUACUACGAACACCGGAGCCCGAUGGAGAUCCGAGACGGAACAACGGAUCUACUCCACGAAGCUCGUGGAGGCGCUCCGUCAGGCUCGCCAGAGAUCGUCGCGGGCUGCGAAGGUCUCCGGAGGCGGCAGGGAAGUGAAGGAGGCGGCGGACCGAGUUCUGGCGGCGGCGGCCAAGGGCACGACUCGGUGGAGCAGAGCGAUUUUAAGAACUCGACUCAGAUUGAACCAGAAGCUUCACAAACGUAGAACGGCGAGGGUGACCGGGAAUAACCGGUUGAAGAAAGCGGAGGUUAGGAGAGUGGGGAGGAAGUUACCGGUUGUGGAGAGAAAAGUUCGGGUUCUGAGCCGGUUAGUUCCCGGUUGCCGGAAGGCGUCGUUGCCAAACCUUCUAGAAGAAACGAGUGAUUACAUAUCGGCUCUGGAGAUGCAGGUGAGAGCCAUGGCUGCUCUCACCGAGCUUCUCUCCGGUUCGCCGGUUAAUCCCGUCGGCUCCAGCCUCAGUUCUUCGAGUUGACGCUGAGAGUCGCCUGCCUCGGCUUAUUGUGCCAGGUGUUUUUUCCUUUUUGUAAUUUUUAUAAAUAUUUUAAUCUUAUGAAAUUUUUAAUUGGUGUAUUUUAUUGUAUACGUAGCCUUUUUCUCUCUUCUUAGCUCUGCUAUAAUUUCUUUUUCUUUUAUGUUUUUAAUCAUUUAUUACUAAUCGAUUGGAGUAUGCCACCUAA
Molecule: messenger RNA, 963 nt
Organism: Prunus mume (Japanese apricot)
Lineage: Eukaryota; Viridiplantae; Streptophyta; Magnoliopsida; Rosales; Rosaceae
Source: RefSeq, a predicted model, not a curated record